Messenger RNA from Ilex paraguariensis (yerba mate), 1802 nucleotides. The record is from the annotation of a GenBank genome assembly. Lineage: Eukaryota; Viridiplantae; Streptophyta; Magnoliopsida; Aquifoliales; Aquifoliaceae.
CUCUCUCUCUCUCUCUCUCUGGACAUAAAAAAGCGGAGGUUUAAGUUUAACUCUUAUUCUUCUGUUGAAGAUAGAGGAUCUUAUCUAAUGGGUGGUCCAGGAAAGUGGAUUAAAUCAGUGAUUGGUCUCCAAGCUAGACCUCAAACCGGAGAGCAAGAAAAGGUGGGUGGUAAGAGCAGAAAAUGGAAGCUGUGGAGGAGUUCUUCUUCUCCAGGUGGACUUGGGUUCUCGUCAAAGGGUGUGAAAAGAUGCCAAUUGGUCGGGUCCGAGGCGUCUGAUUCUUCUUCGUACAUGUCUGAUGGUGCUUUGGCUGUUGCUGUGGCCACUUUGGUUCGAGCUCCACACAAAGAUUUCAUGGUGGUGAGACAAGAAUGGGCUGCCGUUCGAAUUCAGACCAUGUUUCGGGCUUUAUUGGCAAGAAGGGCUUUGAGGGCCUUGAGAGCAUUGGUGAGGCUACAAGCCAUAGUUCGUGGCCGGCAAGUGAGGAAACAAGCUGCAUUGACACUAAGGUGUAUGCAGGCUCUUGUUCGAGCUCAGGCUCGAGUUAGGGCUCAAUGCGUUCAGACGCCCUUAGAAGGGCAGGCUGCACAAAAGUUACUCGAUCAAAAUCGAAACCAAGCUAAUCCUGUUAAGCAAGCUGAGGAUGCUUGGUGUGAUAGUCGAGGAUCAGUGAAAGAAGUGAGGGCAAAGCUACAAAUGAAGCAAGAAGGAGCUAUCAAGAGGGAGAGAGCAAUUGCAUACUCCCUCUCUCAACAGCAUUUGAGGAGAAACGCAAGCCCAAAUUCCAGAACAAACAAGGGGUUGGUCUCUAACAAGGCAGAUACAAACAACUCAGAGUGGAGAUGGCUAGAUGGUUGGGUGGUCACCAAGCCUUGGGAAAGUAGAUUGAUGGAAGAAUUCCAUACUGACCCAUCAGAAUUCCAUACUCCAAGUACUAAGAAAUAUGGAGAUUAUACUGAAUAUGAUUCAACAAUGAAAGUUAGGAGUAACAUUUUUACUGGGAUAUCAUCUAAACCCCUCAUAGCCUGUCAAAUUACGCAUUCAUCUUCUGAACCAUGCUCUGAAUUUCUGUUCGAUGACAGCACCACAUCAAAUUCAUCCACAUCCACUUCUGAAACCCCGGGAUCUAUCAAGACUCCAGCAGAGGGCCAUAUUACUAAACAGAGCUACAUGUAUCCUACAGAGUCCAUCAAGGCUAAGCAAAGAGUUUACAAUUAUUCACAACAUGAUAUGCAGAGACAUUCAACAGACAGUUUAAAGUUACAUAAGAAGCCUAGUCCACUUUCUAGGGGAGUAACCAGGAGGAGUGCUGAUACUGAUCUCUAUUCACUGGAUUUGUGCAAGGAUCUUUAUUCACCAAUGCUUAUGGGUAGCCAUGAAGGGCUAAAAAAUUCACAUAACUGAGGGAGAUGAGCAAUUGCUAUCAUGAUUACCAAGCUUGGCUACUUUUUGUCUUGUUUCUAUGAGUUCAACAGCUUGUUGUCUUCUAUCUCUUGGGACCGCUAGAGCUAUACAGAACUUCGUCAAAAGAUGUAUUUGAAGCACCCAAGAAAGUUUCAGGAAAAGUUGGUCAAGAUUUGGAUCACGUGGAUAUUAUACAAGACUGAAAGCAUAUAAUAUAUAGAGUAGAUGAUGUUAUAAAAUUGGUUGUGUUGUGAUUUUCAGUUUUUUGAUAUGCAGAGAUUGCUUUUUGUGUCAAAAGAUAUUGUAGGUUGAACUGUUUGUGGGUGUUGCUUGUCCCUGUUGAACAAUUUUCAUGUUUGUUACAUGUAAUUUGGCAUUUUCAUGAAUGGGAAAUUUUG